Messenger RNA from Ochotona princeps (American pika), 808 nucleotides. RefSeq names its product thiosulfate sulfurtransferase like domain containing 3 (gene TSTD3). Gene Ontology annotation, molecular function: thiosulfate-cyanide sulfurtransferase activity. Gene Ontology annotation, cellular component: mitochondrion. NCBI's taxonomy places the organism in Eukaryota, Metazoa, Chordata, Mammalia, Lagomorpha, Ochotonidae. The transcript has 4 exons. The record is from RefSeq and is a predicted model, not a curated record. Bases 98 to 577 code for a protein of 159 amino acids.
GUUCUACCGACGCUUGCCUGGAGGGCGCUCAAGAGCUGAGAGCUAAGCUCCCAGGGUGGAGAAGGAAGUGGUCAGCAGCGCGCCGGCGCCAGGGGUGAUGGUGCUUCCCCGGCUGUUGCUUGCGGCGCCCCGCAGGGCCGUUCUUGAGUCCGUGGAGGCUGCGCUCUACGGUUGGAAAUCAACAAGGGGAAGCUGCCACAAUUUUUGUACUGUUGUUUCCAAACACGUCACUUAUAAAGAAUUAAAAAGCUUGCUUAAUUCCAAAAACAUUAUGUUAAUUGAUGUUAGAGAGCCAUGGGAAAUCCUUGAGUAUGGAAAAAUCCCUGGGUCUGUCAAUAUACCAUUGGAUGAGGUAGGUGAAGCUCUUCAGAUGAACCCAAAAGACUUCAAAGAGAAAUACAAUAAAGUAAAGCCAUCCAAAUCUGACAAUCUAGUGUUUUCUUGUUUAGCUGGACUUAGAAGCAAGAAGGCUCUGGAUACAGCAGUAUCUCUGGGAUUUAACAGUGCUCAACACUAUGCUGGAGGAUGGAAGGAAUGGGUAUCCUGCGAACUUACAGAGAAGAAAGAAGGAAACUGAAUUUUGAAACACAAAUUGACUCUGAGUGCAUGAAACCAAGUAUAGCGGAAUGAGCAAAAUAAACAUCUAGUCCUGACAACAAUGCUUAAUGGUGAGGAGCUUUUGUGUAAAUCAAUUACUCGCUUACUUAAAUCAACUACCUAUUUACUUUCAAAGGCCAUUAAGAAACGAGAAAUAUGUAUUUGACUUGCUCAAACAUAGGAAUUGGGUUCUAAAAACUGAUUUUUAAGU